Messenger RNA from Plasmodium cynomolgi strain B, 870 nucleotides. RefSeq lists its product as hypothetical. The annotation marks the transcript as partial. NCBI's taxonomy places the organism in Eukaryota, Apicomplexa, Aconoidasida, Haemosporida, Plasmodiidae. The record is from RefSeq and is a predicted model, not a curated record. The transcript has 2 exons.
AUGGUUAAAAUGGUAUUUUUAAAUAUUAUAAACAUAGGAGCGUAUGAUGAUAAGCUACCUUCUAAUACCUUUAAAAAAAAAUUACUUGAGAAUUGUGAAUUCGAUAAAAUGAAAUUAGCUUUUCAAUUAGAAAAACCUGAAGAAGGUGAAUGUACGGGAUAUAUAACAAAUAUUCUUGUCCAACUAUAUAUAAAUUAUCGCGCCAUUGCAAGAAGUUAUUGUAUAAAUGAUGGAAAUACUAAAUGCUGUAGAGAUAUUAAUUAUUACCUUGAUCUUAUAAUUGGAAUUAUUAGAUCAUCUGGAUUUGGAAAACAACAUAAAAAUGAUUUAAUACAACGAGUUAAUGAUUUCUGGAAAGAAACAUUCGUGAAGUUUACUGGUUAUGAUUGUAAAAGAGAAGAAGGUAGUUAUACAGAAGAAAAAAGAUCAAUAUUAAAACAAUUAUAUGAUAUAUGUGACGAUAAAAGUAUGCCUAGAUUUAAUAAAGAUUGGUAUAAUGAUCACCUUAAAAACAAGUGGAACGAAAUUAUUAAUUCUAACAGUUCUAACUUAGAAAAUUUAUAUUUUCAUAUUAACGGUGAACCCCUUAAUAAAAAAGUCAAAUAUAGAGAUUUUUUAUUGAAUUUUGAAGAUAUUAAUUGCAAUGGUUACAAUAAUAUAAAUCUCAAUGAUAUAUUGGUAAAAAGCGUAACCAUAGAACAAAAGUCUCCUAUGAAUAUUUCUAGCUCUCAUGGAGAUUCUGCAGAAAUAGGAAAUAAUUCAACAUAUCCUCAAGAACCUGUUAGCAAAACAGAAAAUCGUACUUCAAAUAUUUUGGACUUAAGAAAAAAUUUGCCCAUUACCUUUAUUACUAUUGCAGGAAUUGGCAGU